AUGGGUUAUUCUUGGAUUCCAAUCAUGCUUCUCAUUUCUUGCAUUCUUCCAGCUUUGGUUGAGUGCAAAGUUAGGCAUUACAAAUUUCAUGUGGUGGCCAAAAAUACAACUAGAUUAUGUUCAAGCAAAUCAAUUAUAACUGUUAAUGGGAAGUUUCCUGGACCCACUCUUUAUGCAAGAGAAGAUGAUACAGUUCUUGUCAGAGUUGUUAAUCAAGUCAACCACAAUAUUACCAUCCAUUGGCAUGGAAUUAGGCAGUUGACAACAGGUUGGGCUGAUGGACCUGCAUAUGUGACACAAUGUCCAAUUCAAUCAGGACAUAGCUAUGUCUACAACUUCACCAUUACUGGUCAAAGAGGAACACUUCUUUGGCAUGCACAUGUUAAUUGGCUAAGAUCAACUGUUCAUGGUGCCAUUGUUAUUUUGCCAAAGAAAGGUGUCCCUUAUCCUUUCCCAAAGCCAGAUGAUGAACUCGUUUUGAUACUAGGAGAGUGGUGGAAAUCCGAUACCGAAGCUAUCAUCAAUGAAGCUCUAAAAUCAGGAUUGGCACCAAAUGUCUCAGAUGCUCAUACUAUUAAUGGACUUUCUGGAAAAGUUAACAAUUGUUCUACCCAAGAUGUAUACAACCUACCUGUUGAGAAUGGCAAAACAUACCUACUAAGAAUCAUCAAUGCUGCACUCAAUGAAGAACUUUUCUUCAAAAUAGCAGGCCACAAACUCACAGUUGUAGAAGUUGAUGCAACAUACACAAAACCAUUCACAAUCGAAACAAUCGUCAUCGCGCCCGGCCAAACAACAAAUGUUCUUUUAAAAGCAAACCAAAAAUCCGGAAAAUAUUUAGUCGCAGCUUCACCUUUCAUGGACGCGCCUAUCACCGUCGACAACGUAACAGCCACAGCCACAUUGCAUUACUCAGGAACUACUCUUGCAAACACUCCAACUUUUCUCACUACACCCCCUCCUAAAAACGCUACACAAAUCGCUAACAACUUUUUAAACUCGUUAAAAGGACUUAACUCGAAGAAAUACCCGGUUAAAGUGCCGUUGAAAAUCGAUCAUUCGCUGUUUUUCACUGUCGGGUUAGGAAUCAAUCCUUGUAAAUCAUGUGUCGCUGGAAAUGGUAGCCGAGUUGUAGCUGCUAUUAACAAUGUGACAUUUGUUAUGCCAACUACAGCGUUACUACAAGCACAUUACUUCAAUGUUAAAAAUGUUUUUACUACGGAUUUUCCAGCGAACCCGCCGCAUAUUUUUAACUUCACCGGAGCCGGACCUAAGAACUUGAACACUGACAGUGGUACCAAGGUUUAUAGGCUAGCAUUUAAUGAUACAGUUCAGCUUGUUAUGCAAGAUACCGGAAUCAUUGCGCCGGAGAAUCAUCCGGUUCAUCUUCAUGGGUUCAAUUUCUUUGUUAUUGGUAGAGGAGUUGGAAAUUAUAAUAGUCAAGUUGAUUCAAAGAGUUUUAACCUUGUCGAUCCUGUUGAAAGGAACACAAUUGGCGUGCCGGCUGGUGGUUGGGUUGCAAUUAGAUUCCGAGCUGAUAAUCCUGGAGUUUGGUUCAUGCAUUGCCAUUUGGAGGUGCAUACAACAUGGGGUCUAAAGAUGGCAUUUUUGGUGGACAAUGGGAAAGGACCUAAGCAAUCAGUGAUACCACCACCAAAAGAUCUACCAAAAUGUUGA
Messenger RNA from Lathyrus sativus (Indian pea), 1677 nucleotides. The record is from the annotation of a GenBank genome assembly. Lineage: Eukaryota; Viridiplantae; Streptophyta; Magnoliopsida; Fabales; Fabaceae.